AUGGUCUACUCCACCAGACAAGUCGGUGCCAAGAACACCCUGGACUACAAGGUCUACAUCGAAGAGGACGGCAAGCCAGUGUCUCCCUUCCACGACAUCCCAUUGUAUGCGGACAAGGAAAACAACAUCUUCAACAUGGUCGUCGAAAUCCCUCGUUGGACUAACGCCAAGUUGGAAAUCACCAAGGAACAACCAUUGAACCCAAUCAUUCAAGACACCAAGAAGGGUAAGCUAAGAUUCGUCAGAAACUGUUUCCCUCACCACGGUUACAUUCACAACUACGGUGCCUUCCCUCAAACUUGGGAAGAUCCAAAUGAAACCCACCCAGAAACCAAAGCUGUCGGUGACAACGAUCCAAUUGAUGUCUUGGAAAUCGGGGAAAGCAUCGCUUACACCGGUCAAGUCAAACAAGUCAAGGUCCUUGGUGUCAUGGCUUUGUUAGAUGAAGGUGAAACCGAUUGGAAAGUCAUCGCCAUUGACGUUAACGAUCCAUUGGCUCCAAAGAUGAACGACAUUGAAGAUGUUGAAAAAUACUUCCCAGGUUUGUUAAGAGCCACCAAUGAAUGGUUCAGAAUUUACAAAAUCCCUGAUGGUAAACCAGAAAAUCAAUUCGCCUUCUCCGGUGAAGCCAAGAACAAGAAGUACGCCUUGGAUAUUAUUAGAGAAACUAACGAUGCUUGGAAACAAUUGAUCGCUGGUAAGGCUGUUGACUCCAAGGGAAUUGCUUUGGCUAACUCUACUUUGAAGGAUACUCCAACUUACUCUGCCGCCAUUGCCUCUGAAAUUCCAGAAGCUUCUCCAAAGGCUGAUGCCCCAAUUGAUAAGUCCAUUGACAAAUGGUUCUUCAUCUCCGGUUCCGCUUAA
Naumovozyma castellii is the source of this 864-nucleotide messenger RNA. RefSeq names its product inorganic diphosphatase IPP1 (gene IPP1). The transcript has a single exon. Bases 1 to 864 code for a protein of 287 amino acids. The record is from RefSeq and is a predicted model, not a curated record. Lineage: Eukaryota; Fungi; Ascomycota; Saccharomycetes; Saccharomycetales; Saccharomycetaceae.